CACGCGCGACGCGAGAGCCCCCACAAACCGCCAUUCCCAGGGCUUCCACCGGUGGCUUUCCUCCUCUUUUCUUCGGAAUCCCUGACCGAACGAGCAUCCAUCCAUCCAUUCACUCGGUCGCAUACCCCUGAUAAUAAUACUCGCGUGUGCCCUGUGCUUGAGCAAGAAGAACAUCAUCAUCAUCAGCGGCCGAGCUUAAUUUGACAGAAAUAUAGUAUAUAGCGCUUCAAAGUUUUGGAGUAGUAGCUCAUCUCGUCUCUGCCGAGUUUCUGGUAGAGCUGGAGGAGCGGAGGAGUAGUAGCGAAAUAUAUAUAAUAAAAGAAUCCACUAGCAGCUUGGCUAUUUCAGCAAAACGUAUGUGGGUAGAGAGAGAGAGAGAGAGGAGGGUGCAGAGAUAGGGAGGAGGCAUAAUUCCACUCACUGCCCCAACCACAGGACAUUCUCUUCUCUCUCUCCCUUCUGCUCAAGAAAUCCACCAGCUGCUGCAUCAGGAGGUGGAGCUCGCUCGUCGUCUUCGUCUUCGUUGCGCUUCGUCUCCUCAGGUGCCCGGAGGAGCAAGAAUUGUUGGGGGGGCAGCGAGGUAGACGCAGUUGGAGAGCCCUCUUGCAUGGAUGCAGCCCACUGGCACCAGGGGCUAGGGCUGGUGAAGCCCAUGGAGGAGAUGCUGAUGGCAGCGAACGCGGCCGCCGGCGCGAAUCCGAAUCCGGCGGCGACGGCGCCGUCGUCGGUGACUGGGGGCGCACUGAGGGGCGGCGGCGGCGGCGGCGCGCCGCCGGUGGCAGGUGGCGCGGGGGCGGGUAGCACGGAGCGGCGGGCGCGGCCGCAGAAGGAGAAGGCGCUCAACUGCCCGCGGUGCAACUCGACGAACACCAAGUUCUGCUACUACAACAACUACAGCCUCCAGCAGCCGCGCUACUUCUGCAAGACGUGCCGGCGCUACUGGACGGAGGGCGGCUCGCUCCGCAACGUCCCCGUCGGCGGCGGCUCGCGCAAGAACAAGCGCUCGUCGUCGUCGGCGGCAUCGGCGUCGCCCGCGUCCGCCUCCACGGCGAAUUCCGUCGUCACGAGCGCGUCCAUGUCCAUGUCCAUGGCCAGCACGGGCGGCGGGGCGUCCAAGAACCCGAAGCUGGUCCACGAGGGCGCGCAGGACUUGAACCUGGCGUUCCCGCACCACGGCGGGCUGCAGGCGCCGGGGGAGUUCCCGGCGUUCCCGAGCCUGGAGAGCAGCAGCGUGUGCAACCCCGGUGGCCCAAUGGGGACCAACGGCCGGGGCGGCGGCGCGCUCUCCGCGAUGGAGCUGCUCCGAAGCACCGGCUGCUACAUGCCGCUGCAGGUGCCGAUGCAGAUGCCAGCGGAGUACGCCACGCCGGGGUUCGCGCUCGGUGAGUUCCGCGCGCCGCCGCCGCCGCCACAGUCGUCCCAGAGCUUGCUCGGGUUCUCGUUGGACGCGCACGGCUCGGUGGGCGGGCCAUCCGCCGCGGGGUUCGGCUCCAGCGCGGGGUUGCAAGGCGUGCCGGAGAGCACGGGCAGGUUGCUGUUCCCGUUCGAGGACUUGAAGCCGACGGUCAGCUCUGGCACUGGCGGUGGAGGCGCAAGCGGCGGCGGCGCCGGCGUAGACGGCGGCCAUCAGUUUGAUCACGGCAAGGAGCAGCAGGCCGGUGGCGGAGGCGGCGGCCCAGGCGGGCACGACACGCCGGGGUUCUGGAACGGCAUGAUCGGCGGCGGCAGUGGCACUUCUUGGUAAUGCGGCGGCGGCGGCCAUGCAUGCAUGCAUGGCUCAUGCAAAAGCCUCCGCGCUGUGGUGGCGUGGGUUCAAAUUGGAGAUAGGCAGUAGAGACGACGAGGGUUUUAAUAAGAGGUUGGCAUUGGCGAUAAUCCAUCACUGAUUCACUGUUACUCCGUAUAAGGUGUUUUGAUCUCUCUUCUUCUUCUUUCCCGGUGUUGCAUCAUCAUCUUGGUGUUCUUUCUUCUCCCUUUUGCUGUCUUUCAUGUGAUUGUUGAUCGGCUUUGGUGCUCAACACAACAACCGAGCUCACAUGAUUCCUCAAAAGGAUCAUGAUGCAUGAUCGAUCUCUUUCUGAAUUCUGAUCUUCCAGUUCUCUCCAUUGAUCACUGUUACUACUAGUCAUCGCUUGAUCGAUGUGUGGUUAGAGAGCUGCAUGCGUCAGUGCAGUACUAGACUAGUAGAGCAUGGGAAGCUUCUUUUUAGGCUGGCUUCGAGUCCGAUGGCGUGUACGUACGUGGUACACAGGCAUGCAUGUGGUGUGUAGCUCAUUGGUUUUGCAGGGGCAUUGUGAAGCGAAGGAUGAAGGGAAGGACUCGGUUGGGGAGGAAGAAAGAAAAAUGGACCCCCAUCACCAUGCAUGUAUGUCAAACUUAGCUACAGUAUGUUUGGUAACGGCAAUGCAUCAAGCUUUUGGUUGUAGAUGUAGAUCUUGGGAAGGGUUUGCAGCUGAUCUAUGACUUUGUGUUGAUCCAAACAGUAGUGAUUCCAUCCUUUUCUAGCUUAACUUGUUAUUGUUGUUAACUUCUAUGGGAUGUGUAGAGGUCAUAUAAAGUUAUAGUAGUAGUAGUUGCAAAAGGGGUUUUUGAGCGCAUGUAAUUUAAUUUGUAUAGUACUCCUACUAUCUUAUUGUUAUAUUUACAGCCAAACUAUAAUGCACAUCUUUUUGCUCCUUGUUUCUGUA
Oryza sativa Japonica Group (Japanese rice) is the source of this 2687-nucleotide messenger RNA. The record is from RefSeq and is a predicted model, not a curated record. Lineage: Eukaryota; Viridiplantae; Streptophyta; Magnoliopsida; Poales; Poaceae.